Messenger RNA from Durusdinium trenchii, 3010 nucleotides. The record is from the annotation of a GenBank genome assembly. NCBI's taxonomy places the organism in Eukaryota, Dinophyceae, Suessiales, Symbiodiniaceae.
AUGUUAGACAGUGAUGAUUUCGAUUUCUUGGAGCGGAAGUUUGAGCAGAAGUACGAGGUCACUGAGCCCAAGGUUCUUGGUGAAGGGACCUAUGGGAAGGUCUACAAGGCUGUGAGCAAGCAGAACAGCCAGGCUGCCAGUGAAUCGUUGGAGCAUGUUGGAGCGCAAUUUUCAGAGCUGGUUUUCCAACCACGACAAAAGGACAUCAAGCAGCACGCCAUCACCAGCUCUCUGAGCUUUGUUGUGCAGAAGGGCUGUCUUCUUAUGGCGCUGAUGGCCAGAAUCCGAGCAGAUGACCUGGAAAGCGAGGGCAGCGGCUCCAUCUUCGAAGACGAAGGUGAAGUGGAAGAAGCCCUUGAAGACAAGAAGGCAGCGUUGAUGCAGAUGGGCUUCGACCCGGCCGCUGUAGCUGACGCGCUAGCGCAUGCUGCAGGUGAUACGACCAGAGCUAUCGACCUUCUGAUGGCCCAAGCUCCUUCAGAAGUGACUCAGCUCAUAGACAUGGGUUACCCAGAGGAUGCCGCGCGUGAUGCGCUGGAGCGCACUAACAGUUUGGAGGAGGCCGCAGACCUCUUGAUCUCGGAGGCCCUUGGCCAGAGCGCUGCUCGCCGCCACGCCAGCGCCUCGCGCAGUCGCUCACGCAGCCGCUCGCGUGAGGAAGCUCGUGAGGCGUCGCCGGAGGAAGCGCCGGUGACGGCGCCCAACCGACCGAGGAAGAACCUGGAGAUUUUUGCGGACAAGGUGAAGGCCACCGUGAUUGACGCACUGGCUGGCCCUGAGUGCAAGCGGAAGUCGCAGGUGUUGAAAUCCAUUAAGCGCGGCCGCAUCUCGCAGUGGCAGCACCAUUGGCAGAAGGACCCCAGCGAAGAGCGAAUGGAGUCCUUCUCCCCAGGUUAUGCCAAGCUAAAAGGAUACCAACGCGUAGGCGUGCGUUGGCUCCUGGCUUUGGCGCGCUUGGGCCACGGAGGCAUCCUUGCGGACGAGAUGGGCCUUGGGAAGACGGCACAGGCCUUGGUCUUCAUAGACAUCUUGGUCAAACAACAAGCAGCGAGAUCGCGGACCCCGGCGGUUGCUCCGUCUUUGGUGUUCCUGGCAGUUGUGCCUAUGGCUGUGCUCGAGACGUGGGAGAGAGAGUGUGCGCUUUGGUGCCCUCACUUCAAGACGUUCCGCUACCAUCACGGACAGAUGAAGGAGAGAUGGGCGCUGGCCAGCCGCUUUUGUGAGGAGAUCAAGCUCAAUGGGCUUGGGGAUUCUCCUCGCUUGGUGCUCACCACUGCGAGCAUCCUGGGGAACAAGGAAGACCAGUGCAACUUCUUCAAGCAGCUCACCUUUGAGUGCAUCAUUUGCGACGAGGCCCAUGCCUAUCGAAAUGCGGGGACUCAGACUUUCAAGCAUGUUGAUCGGAUCCGGGCCAAGCGGAGAGUGCUGUUGACUGGGACUCCAGUGCACAACAGCUUGCAGGAGCUGGGGAAUUUGUUGAAGCUUGUGUUGCAGAUCUCUCGAGACAAGUGCAAUCCCAAGCUGGUGAAGAUCGGCCGCGAGCUGGAUGGCAUUGUGGAGCGGCAGUCCCUUCGAACCUUGCAAGUGCGUGCAGCACCCUUCAUGAUGCGGAGGCUGAAGAAGGACGUCAUGCAGGAUCUGCCGGAGAAGAGCUGCAAGGCCCAGCGGUGUCCACUCACUGAGAUGCAGCAGGAGCUCUACGAUGCGGAGAUCGAGCGAGCGAAGGUGGGUUCCAAGAAGCUGAAGAAGCGAGAAGCACGCAAAUUCUUGCAGAACCUCCUUUUCCGGCUUCGGAGGCUUUGCAACCACCCGCUGCUCACUUGUGCUCGCUUCUCCCAGGCAGAGCUGGAGACAAUCACGGAGGCGCUGCGAACGGUGCGCUCCGACUUCGCCCAGGCCUCCAAGGAACGAUGUCUACAGUGUGUGAAGGGCAUGGAUGAUUAUGAGCUCGUGAACCAGGUGAAGACUCAUCAGCUGCAGGGCAAGCUUGCGGCGAUGGGUGUGGAAGCUCGGAAGUUCCAGAUCACCCGGGAGGAUUUGAUGAAUUCGGCCAAGCUGAAGGAGCUUCUUCAAAUCUUGCAAGGCCAGCGCGCUGCAAAGCAGAAGACCUUGGUUUUUUCGCAAUUCACCAUGUACUUAGACAUCAUUGAAACAGCUCUGAACUUGCACGAGAUUCGAUACGCGCGCUUGGAUGGAACCUGCAAGCUGGAAGAUCGACAGAGCUCCAUCGACCUCUUCCAGAAGGAAGGCUCUGGCGUAGAUGUUUUUCUUUUAUCCAUGAAGGCAGGUGGGACUGGCCUCAACCUGACUGCGGCGAACCGCGUGGUGCUGAUGGACUUGUCCUGGAACCCUCAAGACAACCGUCAAGCCGAAGACCGUGCACAUCGCCUAGGGCAGCAGCAGCCGGUCACGGUGACCUACCUCACCACUGCCGACACGAUCGAAGAAAAGAUUGUGAAGUGCAAUGUGGCCAAGAUGGAACUCGAUUACAAGUUCGGCGGGCAGAAGAGUGCCCUGGACACCUCGGCCUUCGAUGAAUCGGAAAGCAGUGAGGGAGAGAAGAAGAAGAAGGCGGAUAAGGAAGCCGAAGCCGAAGCAUGCGACGAACUUGGUCAAGAGCUCGGCCUCCUGUGAAACGAGCCGCCCAAAGCGAAGGCAGUUCGCCGGGUGGGGAGAACGUGUCUAGUAGCUUCUUGCUCCUAGUAGUACGGCCAGGAGCCCCUAGUGGAGUCCUUGCUCCUAGUAGCGAUGCCAGGAGCCCCUAGUAGCGUUCUUGCUCCUGGUAGUAACGCCAGGAGCCCCUAGUAGCGUCCUUUGGUCUUGCCAUGUCAACACCUCCAAUGCUCCGGGCCAUCCAGACUGACGCACAUCGCUGGUGUCCGACGCGGCAUGUUCGUCAGCUCCGGACCCAGCGCGGCCGUUGCGUUCGCCGGUGUGUCCAGGUGAGCGCAGGGGAGCGGCCUGCUUCUAGGGAAGCCUCUGCAGGCUUCAAGCUGCCCAGAGCUCCUGG